This is a messenger RNA of Colletotrichum tamarilloi, 1008 nucleotides long. RefSeq lists its product as uncharacterized. The record is from RefSeq and is a predicted model, not a curated record. Gene Ontology annotation, molecular function: oxidoreductase activity; zinc ion binding. The transcript has a single exon. NCBI's taxonomy places the organism in Eukaryota, Fungi, Ascomycota, Sordariomycetes, Glomerellales, Glomerellaceae. Bases 1 to 1008 code for a protein of 335 amino acids.
AUGGAUAAGAUGAUGAAGGCUUACCAGUUCUCAACCCCAGCGAAAGGCCUGGAGUACCGUGAGCUACCUAUUCCGGUCCCAGCCAAGGACCAGCUCCUGGUUCAGAUCAAAGCGACCGGUCUUUGCCACACGGAUUGCAACAUAAUUUCUGGACUCGACAAUACGUUCUUUUGGAACAGGCCCAUCACUCUAGGCCACGAGAUUGCUGGCGUAGUAGUUGGUUGCGGACCUAAGGUUUCGAAGUUUGCCGCUGGAGACAAAGUCGUGUCUGUAGUCACCGCGAAACACCCGGUAGAGAUCGGAGAUGUUGUCAGAAGCCCCGGCAUCGGCAUAGACGGCGGAUUCGCCGAAUACGUUUUACUCUACGAAUCGAAGACCCUGCCCAUACCCGACGGAGUCAGCUUUGCACAAGCCGCCGUUGCCACAGAUGCCGUUGCGACAGCCUACCAUGCCGUUGUAACUGAGGGGCAAGUUCAAAAAUCAUCGAAAGUUGCCAUCAUUGGACUAGGUGGCCUUGGGUUAUCCGCUGUUCAAAUUGCAUCUCACCAUGGCGCCAAGGUCUAUGGGGUCGACAUCCAUCGUCGCAAGUAUCCUGCAGCACUGAUGUCCGGGGCCUACUGCUGCGGAAGAUCCCUGGAUGACUUCCCUGGCGUCAAGUUUGAUGUUGUUCUUGACUUUGCUGGAGUCGGCAUUACCACCGCUGCCGCCGCCAAAGCCGUUAAGGCGGGUGGCAAAGUUGUUCUCGUCGGGCUCACCAAGAAGGAGGCCACAAUCGACACGCACAACUUCGUCGCCUUGGGCGUGCACCUUGUGGGAUCUGUUGGGUCAUCGAUGGACGAAGUUGAGACAGCGCUGGAAAUGGUUGCAAAGAAGGAAAUUACUCCUGCUAUCGAGGAGGUUGCGUUCGGGAACUUGAAGAAUGAGUUACACCGCCUGGAACGAGGUGAUACUGUCGGGCGUCUGUAUGCCGACCCAUCCAAAUCAGUUGAGAGGGUGGUGAGAGCCUAG